UAAAAUGGAGCAACAAACUCAGGAAAAAAUGGAAUCUCUGCAAAAAUAUGUACCUUUUAUUGAUUUUGUUUUAAAAAUAGAUGGAAAAAAAUAUACAAAAUUUACACAUAUUAGGAAAUGGAUUGUAUUGAGAAAAACAAAAUAUCCUGCAACUGCCUUGAAUAAAAUUGAACAGUCCAUUAUAACACAGUACAAAAAUUUGCUAAUUGAAAAUAAUGUGCAAAUACCCGAAAAUAUAUCAAAUAUUUUUGCACCACUGUAUUUCAAAGAAUAUGUAAAUUUAUGCUCCGACGAGGAAGAAGAUGAAGCACAAGAAGUCAAUAAGAAAAAAGAAGAUAAUAAUAGGACGACAGGAAAGCCAAGUGCAUCAAAGGAAAGGCGUAAAACAAAUGAUGAAAAGUAUUCCAAAACAACGAAAGUUGAAGAUAGUGACGAUGAUUUGGAAAUCGUUAGCAUUGAUUAUGUGAACAAAGUCGAGAAGAAAGUAGAUACAAAUUCAAGCAGCAAAUCAAAUAUUCUACCAGAUAAAGUGAUAGUUAAAGGAGAUGCUGAUUUAGAUGAGAUAUCCUAUGACAUAUUAUGUAGGAUUGAUAAAAUAGCUGAAGAUGACAUUAAGAUGAAGAGUUUGGUGCACGAACCCAUAAAUUAUACGUAUCAGGAAAAAGAUUUCCGUGAUAUAAGUGAAAACAAUAGCGAACCGGCUGAAGAGAAAAUUUUUGAAAGACGCACAACCUCAGAUGUAUUAUUUAAAAGACGUACAGAUUUUCAAGAUGAAGUAAUCGAUGUGACAGAUCUGGAAAAUAACCAGAAUACAAUGGAAAUGGCUAAUUUUAAAGAUGAUGAAGUUGAAGUGCAAAGUAUUGAAAAUAAUAACAAAAAGUUCUGUGCUAAAAAAACCAUAGAAAUUAUUUCUUUGGAUUCGUGUAGUGAUGGUGAGUUUUGUAGUGAUGAUGAACGUCCUACUACGUCCAAGGCGGCAGCUAUAAAGGCUGCACGUAACAAAGAGGCUGUAGAUGAAGAGGUCACUAUUGUGAAAGUAGAUGAUAAUAUAAGUGAAGAGCGAAAUUCCAAUAGUAAUAAGAAAGUAGAAUUUUUGUGCAAUUCCAUUGACUCAGUUUCGUUGGAUAUGAAUGAGUUAAUGGAAGAAUUGAAUGACUGUAAUGAAACAAGUGAUGCCACUCCAACUAAAACCACUACCAUUGUGCUCGAAAAACAAACAUCAGACGGAAGCAGUGAUAAGGAGAAUUCCAUACAACCAACGGACACAAACAAGACACAAAAUCUAAACCAAGACCAAAUAUGCAAACUACUUGAAGACAUUUCGAAUAAUAAAGAUUUUGAUAUGGAUACAUUUUAUGCAGCUUUGUCAUACGUCAAACAGAUGAACACUACCUCUUCAAAAACAAAUCCACUUGAAAACAAUUCUCAACUGCAAACGCCUACUGAGACGCCUCCCCCAGCUCCUCCACCAAUUAGUAAUAAUUUGCCAACACCUCCUGCACAUCACAUACAACAUGAACAAUCCCCACAAUAUCCACAAAAUGUUUAUUAUCCUGCCCAACAUUCUCAAUAUAUAGCUCCUCCCUUAGCACCACAUUAUACACAGAAUGGUAAUUUUGUAAAUAUGCCAGGCACAGCACCACCUCCCCGACCAAAAGUAAAUAUUAACGAUCCACGCAUUAUAAAACAACUACAGGCCAUACAAAAUUCACCCUUGUUUACUUAUAAUGUAUUAAACUCGGAAACUGCCGCCAGUAUAAUGCAAAUAUGUCAAUCGCAAAAAUUUCAACAACCUCAACAGCGAGCCAACUUUCAAAACAGCUCAAAACAUCCCCACAAUAAUAAUAAUAUGGCUAGUGCUAAUAACACUGCAACAACAUCAAACCAUUUUCGCAAGACAACUGAUGCUGCGGCAUCGUCAUCAUCGAAUAGUAUUACUUAUGGCGAGUACAAACGAAGACAGCAAGAGCAAAAAUUGCAACUGGAAAGACAAAGAGAACAAGAACGUAAGGCCAAACUGGAACGGGAGAAGCAGGAAUUGUUAAAAAAGAAGAACGAAGAAAUACGUUCUCAAAUGUUGUCCACUUUAACACCAUGUCAGGACCAGUUAACUACAAUGUGGAGCCAACAAAAGAAUUUACCCAAGAACUCUGGUGUUGGCGGCAAUAAAACGACUAAUGUGGAGCAGGAAAAGCAAAACGCCACGACAGCCACUGUGGAAAAUAAUGUUGAUGGCAAGGAGAAAAAAAGUAAAACGAUUACUAUAAAAAAGGUGUACACACAAACAAAGUUUAGUAAUAAUAAUAAUACUAAGAUGGCAGAUACAACCCAGAGUAAAGCUAACAACGUAGAUCAGAAACUCAACCGAGUUUACAGUGAAUUGAAAUGUACCUUUAAAGGAUUUGAUCAGCUUCAUGAUUAUAUUCCCACCGUUGACCAGAAUUCAUUUCGAAAAUCUAACGAAAAGCGUCAAAAAACUACGAUGAAUGGUGCAGACGACAGUGACACAAAUUCAACACAUUCCGCAGAAGUAGAGGUUACGCCUAGACACAUCGGACUUAGGCGAAGAUCCAGUAUACACGCUCUUUCUGCCAUAUCGGAGCAAUUAGGGCAACAAUCCUCGGAUUGUUCAGAUUCUGAUACGAGCCAAAAAAAGAUCAGCAGCAAUCGCAACCAAUCAACUGUUGACCCUAAACGACUUUCAAUCGAUAACCACAAUUCUUUCUCCGAAAGUUUGUCUCAAGAUUUUAUGAGAUCUUUUCCAAAACGUAGAAAAACAAUUGAUGAGGUCAUAAAGACAACAAGAAGAGCAAAGAUUUUACGAAUUGUAGACGAUGACAGUGCAUCAUGCUCAUCGGAGGAUGUUAUAUCAUCCUCUAAAGAAAGUGUGACCUUAAAACAACCAGUUAUUAAAUUGCAGCGUAUAUCGCCUGAGUUUAUUAGAAAACACACAAAAAGACGUAGAGAAGAAACCGAUCAAUGUUCCAGAUUAAAGAAAAACUGUGAGCGAAUUACAAACCCGGUUGAACCCGCCCAAAAGCUGUCAAAACUCAAAAAAUACAACAAUGAUUGUCAAAUGACAGAACGCAAUACAUCUUUCUGCACUCUGUGCCGAUCAAAACCGUCGGAUUUGACCAACCACUACAUAGGCAGACACAAAACUGAAUCAUAUGUGUCCAGAUUGGAUUGGUCCGAACUGGAUGAAUUAUCAAUUAAUACACCUUUCGCCAAGUUACUGCCCAAAAUGAAAAACUAUCGUUUUGAUCGCUAUGAGAUCGAUUGUCCCUUCUGCAAAGACAAACUUGUAGAUCAAUUCAUAAAUCUAUACCAUCAUUAUUCCGCACAUACAGGAGAGUAUGCUUUUCAAUGUUCCCACUGUAACCUAACGAAGCCCUACAGACCUGAUAUACAGUCUCACAUUUUACAUUCGAAAACAUGUCGCAACUCCACCAUUAACAUUUUGUAUCGUUAUCCACCCAAUGCCCAAUGUAUUUAUCUGCACUACUGCACCAUCUGUAAUUUCGUGCAACUGAACGAAGCCAAUGUUUUGAAACACUUGAGAGAACAUCAUCAUAGUUCCAAAGCUAUUCCCAGUAAUGUACAGAAAUAUAUAUUGGCGGCCAUGAGUGAUGGGCCCGAUGCAAAUGAAUUUAAUAAACCACCGACACCCACCACUGCAGCACCAGUACAAAAGGAGACAACUGUUGAUAGAGUUGAAAGGACUUCACCACCGACACCACCACCUGCAGUACAAAAAGAAACAACAACUGCGGACAGUAAUAGUAGUAAUAGCACAACAACGGCAUGUAGUAGCAGUUCAAAUGGAUUAGAACUCAACAGUGUACAGCUUCCUGGGGAAGAAUUGCAGGCUACAACAUGUGUUUUAAAUUUCAAAGUUGAUGAUGAUGACAUACCCGUAACUAAUGAGCCUUGUGUAGAGGAAGAAUUUUUAGAUGAUGGCAAAUAUUCAUUAGAAGAGCAAUUGAAACAAUUGCACGAAGGACCCGCCCCAACUUUAAACACACCACCACCCAUGACAGUUAUACACUGUUUCGGUAACCAUUUAAAGGGUUCUCCAAAUGCUGUUACUAACCGUAUCACACAGCCACCACCGCCAGAUAGACGACAUCUACCAAUGAUUAUAAAAACAGAACUCAUGGAAUUGGAAGAAAGCCUAUUAAUAACACCACCCAGGCCGUCAUGUUCCAAAACGCAAGAGACUAAACCCAUUACACCGCCUGUCGCAAGAAAUCAGUCUGGCAUCUAUGAAAAGUAUCGCAGCUAUCCUCAAAAUGUCAACUAUUUGGGACUGUACAAAUGCAUGAUAGAUGAUUGCUAUUAUUCGACAGACAGCUCUGAAGAUUUGUGCACACAUUUAACUGAUCACUCAUCGGUAGAUUUGAAAACCAUUGAGUCUCUUCAGUGUCCGUAUUGUGAUUUACCCAUGGAAAUGCCAAUGAGCCCCUUACAAUUGGUCGAACAUGUAGGCAGUCAGCAUGCCCAUUUGAUUUAUCAAUGUUCCAUGUGUUGUUAUCGCAGCUGUGAUGCCUCGAACGUAAACGUUCAUCAGCAAUUGCACCAUAACACUGCUCAAAACUCGUGUAAAAUUUAUAAAUGUUCCAGUGACGAUUUGCAGGACAGCAACAAACUGAAGCGGUUGGACAUGAAUGAUCAAAUCGUAAAAAACAUUUUCAAAUUAGUUUGCACUGUUUGUAAUGCUGGUUUCUAUCAUACCCAUUUCUUGAUAAACCAUCUCAAUAGUGAGCACAAGGUGCAUGACGCCGAUGAUUUAAAAAUCUACUCUUGCAUCUAUUGUCCCCUAACAGUUGCGAACAAGCAUGAAAUACGAAUGCAUAUAGCCACUAAACAUCCUGACAAACUGCCGCGCGUUUACGAUCACAAUACACAAUGUAACAGCAGAAUUGAGGAUGUGAUACGUAGUUCAGAUAUUGUCUGUCUAUCUGAAUCGGUGGCCUAUGAGGAAGCUGCUAAGAGCGACAGCAAUGCAGAAAACCUAUCACUGGAUAUCGUGGAUAUUAAGCCAGAUCUUGAACAGCUGUUGGAAAUGAAUGAGGAAACCAUUAGAGCGCGAUUGCGAAAGUUAACUGCACAUACGGGUGUAGCACCAGACAAACUUUAUCGUUGUCCUGAAUCAACAUGCGGUGGCUUCUUUUCCAUUUUUGAUUUGUGGCUGAGACACAUGAAAGUCCGUCAUCAUAGUUUGGAAUGUCAAUGUCCGCACUGUCCAGCACUAAGAUCGCUAUCUUUGGAACAGUUUUCGUUGCAUUUUGAGGAACACAAACGUCAUACGUUUAUUUGUUUCCAUUGUCCGACAACAUGUCCCAACGAAACAUUGGCCAAACAACAUUUUGCCGAGAAGCAUGCUGAGUUGGGGGGCACAAUGCGUUACGAGCAAAUACGUUUCAAUCUCUGCUACUCGUACUCGAUUAUGAUACAAAGCGAUUUAUGCAAAGAGCGCAACAAUUUCAUUGCUGAAUUCUUGGUCACAUUGGAUAGUCGUUUGAAAGACUUGGAAUCUAGCGAAAUCCAAAAGUUAAAACAUCAAUGGCCAGUACCGGAUAACACUGUGUGGAUAGACGAUUAUUUGCCACAGCUUUACAACCGAAAAGUGCUUCGAAACUGUUUAAUGAAAGACUGUGCAUUUCGUACUCUCAGAGAAGACAGUCUUUUCCAUCACUUGCGCACCUCACACGUCACUGAAGGCACAAAAUUUAUUUGUUCCAGAUGUAAAUAUACCAUAAAGAUCCACAGCAGUUUCGAUGAAAUCAUUAAUCACAUCAAAUUGCAUAGCGAAUUCAUUUGCAUAUGCGCAGCUUGUUCGUUAAGCACAUCGAGUCGUUCCAAAAUGUGCACUCAUAUAACCGGGCAGCAUUCAGCACGUGAUGUUCCAGUAAUAGAGCUGUUCAAGAUCAACCAGAUGUUGUUUAUUAAAAUCUAUAUAGUGUUCUCCGAUAACCAUCUGACAUUCUCAACAAUGAAAAAUUGUUUCUGUUGCCCCGAGAAGAAUAUGAACGGUGAUGUGUUCAGUUUACAUUUGAAACGUUAUCAUAAAUUUUCAUUCAACUACUAUUGCGAAAAGUGCCCGAGUUUCCAUUUUAAAUCGUUGAAAGAUGUAAAGUCACAUUUUCAACAGUUACAUCCUUCAGAUAAGCUUAAGGUACGCUGUGAGUUGUCAUCUCCGAAUGACUUAAGUGUAAUAUCCUUAAAUGAGUUUCAAGUACAAAUUUCGAUUGGUGAUCAACUGCCGUUAAAUAUUAAAGACGAACCCAUAGAUGUGUCUAAUACUGACAAUGAUGACGAUGUAAUUCUGCUUGAAGAUAAUGAUGUAGUUAUUCAAGAAUCCCUUAGAGAUGACAAACUACAGCCGCCUAAAGAAAUGCCAAAACUAAAAUGUGCAUCAUUAAGUAAACUGAUGCAGCCAACAACAUCAUCAUCAACGUCAAUGCAACCAAAUUGUCUACCUAUGCAACAAGUUUUUCUCCAACCGUUAACAUCAACAUCGGAAUCAUUUCCAAACUCAACAUUUGUAACCGAUCCCUAUGGCAACAAUAAUUUAGGAGCAUUUAUCAACAACUACACCAAUGUAUCUUCAAAUCAUGCCAACAUUUUAAGUUCUACGCCAAAAGUCAAUAAAAACGUGAAUUUUUACAUGCCACAACAUCAACACCUCAACCCACAAACAAUAGUACAUAUUCAAGCACUUCAGCAUAUACCAAUAAUUUCAAGUACCGGGGAAUUUUAUGAGUACGACUCCAGUAAUAACGCAAAACUAUGACGAUAUACCAAUUGUUAUGAUCUCCAGCGCAAUCAAUUUUUACCUCCCGGCUGCAAUGUCGGCAACGUAACCUAUUAUUUUUAAUUAGUUUUAUUAAAUACUUAAGUUACUGAUUUUCUUAAUAUCGAUGCCUUAAUAUAAAAAAGCCCUAACUCGUGGUGAAAAAACUGUUUGGGCUAAUUGUGAUAUAUGAUCGGACCAUUUAUCAAAAUAAACGAAAAUCUGGACUAGGGCCUUUUUAUAUUAAGGCAUCGAUAUUUGUUUUAUUUUUUUAGUUUGAAUUAAUCAUAAUUAAGUUUCGUUUCAAAUAUUUUGAAACAUUUUGUAUAUUAUCCGAAAAAUUUUAAAUAUAAAUUUUUUUUUAUUACAAAAAUAUAUGAAUAUGUACUUCUGGAUCAAUUUUAAA
Molecule: messenger RNA, 7202 nt
Organism: Calliphora vicina (urban bluebottle blowfly)
Lineage: Eukaryota; Metazoa; Arthropoda; Insecta; Diptera; Calliphoridae
Exons: 6
Coding region: 5-6796 (2263 amino acids)
Biological process (GO): regulation of gene expression
Cellular component (GO): nucleus
Source: RefSeq, a predicted model, not a curated record